GUGAGGCGCAAGCGUAACAUUUACACCUUAAAUCUUUCACCGACACUCUUUCUCUGCCGCUCGCUCGUGAAUACACAAAGAAAAGACAAGAAAAGAAAACAACAGUCAAAUGAAGCCAGUUGCUUUAGUGUUGCUCUGCCUGGCGGUGGCCUGCCAGGGACGUGUGCUGCUGCCCAAGGAACCUCUGGACUCCAUUCCCGUGACCAUUGUCAGCGAGUCGGAGCCGCAAGCGUUGCCGCUGGUCAAGGAGCAGACAGCGGAGGAGCCACUGAAGGUGGAGGAGGUGAAGCCAGCUGCUAGGCUGGAGACGCAAGAGGAAGUGCAGACUGAGCUCAAGGAGGAAGUUAAGCCAGCAGAGGAGCAAGCCAAGCCUGAGCUGAAAGAAGCAGCCAAGCCAGAGGAAGCUAAGCCUGAGCUCAAAGAAGCCGCCAAGCCAGAGGAAGCCAAGCCUGAGCUGAAAGAAGAAAUCAAAUCAGAGCUGCCCGCAGAAGAAAAGCCUUUGAUCAAGGAAGAAGCGCAGCCUGAGCUCAAAGAGGAAGCCAAGCCGGAACUGAAGAAGGAAGCGCGUGAAGAAGUCGCUGAGAUCAAAGCUGAGGAGCAGCCAGAGCAGCAGCUGAAGUCAGAGCAGCCAAGUGAAAUCAAAGCUGAAGUGCAAACCGAGGCAAAGCCCGAAACUCAGCCUGAAUUGAAGACAGAAUUGAAGCCAGAACAGACUGAAACACAGCCUGAAGCUCAACCCGAAGCUCAGCCUCAAGUCCAGCCAGAUUCUCAGCUCAAAUCACAGCCUGAAGCACAGCCUGAAACCCAACCCGAAGUCCAGCCAGCUGCUCCAGUCGAAACCGAAUCCUCGCCCAUACUCAAAGCACUCGCAAACUCCGCUGAUGACGUCGUCGUUGCACCGGAAGUUGUUGUUGAUCCCGCUGAAGUCAACGUUGAUGGAGUCCAGCCACAUGUGCGUCAGGCAACCCAAGCGACACCCACUCAAAGCUCCACGCAACAGAACUUUGUGCAGCAGCUCAUUCAGAACUCACCAAUUGGUCAAUUUCUGAGUCAGUUCAACAAUGGUCAACAGCAGCAACAACAACAGCAGCAAGGUGUGCAACAAGACAAUGCUGAGCAACCUGCAACACCCGCACCCACAAUUCCUGGUUUCUUGAACCCAAGUGUAGCUAUUACUUCGGCACAGAAUGCAGUCCAGAAUGCGGCACAAUCUGUGGUGAAUACCACGACUCAGGCAUUCCAGGGUAUUCAACAGUUUGCCAACAAUUUGGGCACACAGUUCCAGAAUACAUUGUCUGGUUUAACUGGUCAGCAACAGCAGAAUGCUCAGCCAACCACAGCACGUCCUCCAGGUCCCAUUCAAUCCUUUGUGAACAAUGUUUUCGGUGGUAACAACAAUGCAACAGCUGCAUCGCCAGCUCAGCAACAGCAGCAGGGACCUCUGCAGGGUAUCAUCAAUUUCUUGGGUGGCAAUCGACCAACUAGCGCUCCAGCUGCCGCUGCUCCAGCUGCCGCAGCUCCAGCUCAGACACCUGGUGUGGAUGACAAGAUCGAAGCUGCCUCCGAUCAACAGGCUUCCAUUGCGGAGAACGAGGUGCGCACCAGUGCCGAGGCCAUCGAUGAUUCCUUCGAGGAGGCGGUGCCUUCCAAUGAGGUCAUCACUGUCAACGAUGAUGUCUCCUCGGCUGGCGAUGAUGCUGUGCCCAACAACUCCGUUGACUCUGAGCAACAGAACACAUUUGUUGACUCGGCAGUCGCUCUUUAAUCUCUCUCAUCUCUCGCUUUCAUUCAUCUGAUCAUCAUCAUAAUUUUAUUGCAUCUCCAUUCGCUAGCUUUGUCUAGCAAAUCGCAUUUGACUGAAGCCAUUUUUGUCGCCAUUUUAUUCUCGAUACCACAAAACGCGAAAAGCAAAAAAGAGAAAUUCUCUCUGUAGUUGUUUAAGUGCAUGCAACAAACUAUUUAUUUCAUUUUCGCAGGAAUUUAUAUUUAAUAAAAAAAACACACACACAUCACAUAAUGAAAACAAAUAAAA
Molecule: messenger RNA, 2032 nt
Organism: Drosophila albomicans
Lineage: Eukaryota; Metazoa; Arthropoda; Insecta; Diptera; Drosophilidae
Gene: ImpE2
Product: 20-hydroxyecdysone protein
Exons: 1
Coding region: 110-1765 (551 amino acids)
Source: RefSeq, a predicted model, not a curated record